Molecule: messenger RNA, 1613 nt
Organism: Saccostrea echinata
Lineage: Eukaryota; Metazoa; Mollusca; Bivalvia; Ostreida; Ostreidae
Product: mitochondrial inner membrane protein OXA1L-like
Exons: 9
Coding region: 21-1319 (432 amino acids)
Biological process (GO): mitochondrial respiratory chain complex IV assembly; protein insertion into mitochondrial inner membrane from matrix
Cellular component (GO): mitochondrial inner membrane
Molecular function (GO): membrane insertase activity
Source: RefSeq, a predicted model, not a curated record
UAAACAUUUCAUUUACCAAAAUGGCUACAAGUCGAUAUUUCAAUAGUAUAAUUAAAUGUAGUAAGCAGGGUAAUAUUUUAAUCGCAAGAGUGACUGACACAAAUGUUACACUAAAAAGAUUUUAUAAUGUCCAGAAAUGCACAGCCAAAACAGGGUUAGUCAGCUUGUUGAAGAAACACAGAAUUGUAGUAAAUUCAGCUCUCAUUACAAGGGCAAAAAGCACAUCGACUGGAGUCGAAGAAAUCCUAAGCAAAGCUGCAUCUGAAAUCUCCAAAGAUGAUAAGUUAACUAAAGUUGUUUCUGAAGUGUCAAGUAACACUGGAAUAGUAAAACCAGAACUGACAGAUGUCACCUCUAGUUUAAAUGCCCUGGGGGAAGAGUCUCUGAAAAGUCUGGGACUUGGAAAGUUUACUCCACCUGGACUAAUGCAACAGUUUUUGGAGUUGGUUCAUGUAAAUUUGGAUGUACCGUGGUGGACCUCCAUUGUGAUAGUAACUGUUAUAAUAAGAGGUGCGUUGUUCCCUGUAUAUCUGAAGGGGAGACAAAGGACCAUUAACUCUAUGAACCAUGCACCUACAACCCAAGUUCUGCAAGAGAAAAUAACAAGGGCAAGGAUGAGAAGGGAUGCAUUAGCAAUGCAAGAAUACCAAGCAGAAUUGUCGGAGUACCAGAAAAAACAUGAUAUACAGACUUACAAAAUAUUUUUGCCAUUGCUUGUACAGAUGCCAUUCUUCAUUUCGAUGUUUAUUGGACUGCGAGGAAUGGCCACCUACCCAGUGGAGAGUAUGAAGACAGGAGGAAUAUUAUGGUUCACAGAUCUGACAGCCACAGAUCCUUAUUUAGGCUUACCUCUGUUGACCUCAGCUACUCUCAUAGCAAUUAUACAAAUUGGAGCAGAAAAUCCCAAUUCAAGUCCUCUUGUGAAAAAAAUAGGAUGUGGAAUGGCCGGGGCAAUGUUUCUCUUCAUGAUCAAUUUCCCAUCGGCACUUUGCUGUUACUGGGUGACCAACAACACCAUCUCUCUCCUCCAAGCCGUCUUGUUCUCCUCUAAGGAUGUCAGAAAGUAUUUGAAUAUUCCAGAAGCUGUAGUGCACCAGAAGGAUUUGAAAACAAAUAAUAAGACAUUUAGAGAAUCAUUUAAAGAAAUUAAAGAGCAGUCAGGUAAUUUAAAGUCAAAUGAAGAGGCCAUAAGAGACUUUGAACGACUUCAUGCCAUUGAAAUGGAAAGAGCUGGGAAAGGACCCGUACCAGUCACCUACAAAUACAACCCAAAGAAGAAGAGGAGUCCAAAAGAGGAUAGAGAAACCCUGAAACUGUGAUCAAAAAAUAUAUCUGUAUAUACAGAGAGACAAGUGAAAGAGAGGUGACAGAGAGUAUGCUUCAUGAUGUAUUUAAACAAGCAGGAUGUGCUUGCUUUAUUUAAAUCUUACAGAUUUUUUUUAUUCAUAUUGCAGCCUGUUUGAUAUUUUAAGUAUCAUUUAUUUGUUGUCUUUCCAGUUUCCAUUUUUCUUAAAAAAAUUUUCAGUACAUGUAUUGAUACUAGUGUAGAUGUCAUUAUUUGACAUUUGUGGAUAUGAAGAAUCUGAUUGAAAUCAAAUAAAGUAGGAAUCGAU